Molecule: messenger RNA, 770 nt
Organism: Malaya genurostris
Lineage: Eukaryota; Metazoa; Arthropoda; Insecta; Diptera; Culicidae
Product: zinc finger protein 706-like
Exons: 3
Coding region: 165-398 (77 amino acids)
Source: RefSeq, a predicted model, not a curated record
GAGAUCAAAGCUAAAUUCAUGAAUGUCAUAAAUUUUCUAACAUUCGUAAAUAGAAAUCUUUCCUCCUACAAACACGAUCGCUUUCCUCUAAUUCUUCACAAUCAAAAUAAUACUUACACCUGCCGAACUGCUUUUAAAUCUUGCAUAUUUUUGUGUUAAGACAAAUGGCCCGAGGACAUCAAAAAAUUCAAUCGCAGCAAAAAGCCCAGGAGAAGGCAGCUAAGAUGAAAAAGCAACAGGGUCAUGGACUAAGUGAUCAGAUGAAGGCAGCUCAAAAAGCACUCGUAUUUUCUUGUGCUGUGUGUAAGUCUCAAAUGCCGGAUCCCAAAACCUAUAAACAACAUUUCGAGAACAAGCAUCCCAAAUCCGAGCUUCCUGCGGAUCUAAAAGACGUAUAACGGAACUUUUGAGUCAACGGUGAACUGCAAAAUCGUUUUCGAUGGCUAAAGUAAAGGAGAUGAAAUAUGUUUUAUUUUAUUCAUAAUAUGCAACAGUAAAUACAAACGGAAGAUCCAAUUCCGCAUCGUAAAAUUAGACGUUUGUAAUGACUGCUGGAAUAAUAUGUUCAACAAAUUUUGCGGUAAUAAGAUAUUAACUGGAAAAUGUAAUUAUACAAAUACGAUUUCCUUUGCAUUACGAUUUUCGAUAUUUCUCUUGCUCUCAGCAACAUAAAAGCAAAUGAGCAGUUUCAAUUGUAGCAAAAUUUACAACACUAUAAUAUAUGUUAUGUCCAAUAAACGGUAAAUCAUUACGCAGAUAUCUGUAACAAA